Molecule: messenger RNA, 7670 nt
Organism: Caretta caretta (loggerhead turtle)
Lineage: Eukaryota; Metazoa; Chordata; Testudines; Cheloniidae
Source: RefSeq, a predicted model, not a curated record
UUGGGCUUCCUGGGUCAGCGCCGCGGCUGCAUCCGCGCCCGGCCCCGCUGCUGCGCCCGGCCCGGGCGGGGGGAGCCCGGGGGCCGCGCUGGGCUGGAGCCGCCCCUGGGCCGCGCAGCGCCGAGCUCCGCCGGGGGAGCUGCUGAGCCGGGGCCGGCAGGAUUUCUCAUCCCUGGGCUGGACGCGCUCUCCCGGAUGGAGCGAGGGGCAGAGCGGUGGGUCCCGGGUCCCCGGGGUGCUGAGGAGACCCCGAGAGACGCCUGCACAGCAGCCGAGGGGCUGACGAGUGAGGCCGAGGAGAAUCCCGAACAGGACGGUCCGGAGCCAGCAGAACUCUAUGGGACGCUACCGGGAAGUUCCCAGAGUCCUCAGCGGGGAGCGGCCUGCGAGCGUCAGGAGGCGGAGAGACCGGGUGAGUCCGCGCCGUACGGGGCGGAUUUAAGGGGCCCCCACGGGACCGUGGCCCAGCCCAGAGCCUCCCUGGGAGACAGACUCUUCACCUGCCCCGAGUGCGGGAAGGGCUUCGGCCAGAGCGCGCACCUCCUCCGGCACCAGACCGUGCACACGGGGGAGCGGCCCUACAGGUGCCCCGAGUGCGGGAAGGGCUUCAGCCAGAGCUCGGACCUGACCACGCACCGGCGCGUCCACACGGGCGAGGAGCCCUACGCCUGUGCCGAGUGCGGCAAGCGCUUCGCCCAGAGCUCCAACCUGAUCCGGCACCAGCGCACCCACACGGCCGAGACCCCCUACCGCUGCCCCGACUGCGGCAAGCGCUUCCGCCGCACCUCCCACCUGGUCAUGCACCGGCGCGUCCACACCGGGGAGCGGCCCUACCGCUGCCCCGACUGCGGCAAGCGCUUCAGCCACAGCUCCCACCUGCACCGGCACCGGCGGGUCCACACGGGGGAGCGGCCCCACCGGUGCCCCGAGUGCGGGAAGGGCUUCGGCGUCAAGUCCACCCUGGUGACGCACCGGCGGGUCCACACGGCCGAGCGGCCCUUCGCCUGCGCCGAGUGCGGCCGGGCCUUCGCCCAGAGCUCCACCCUCAACCGGCACCGGCGGGUCCACGCGGCCGAGCGGCCCUUCCGCUGCCCCGAGUGCGGCAAGCGCUUCCUCCAGAGCUCCAACCUGGUCACCCACCUCAUUCUGCACACGGGCGAGCGCCCCUUCCACUGCCCCCGCUGCCAGAAAACCUUCAGCCAGAGCUCCAACCUCAGCCGCCACCAGAGGACCCACGCCGGGCCCCGAGCCUGCCCGUGCCCCGAGUGCGGGGAGAGCGUCCCGCGCGGCACCGGCCUCUCCGCCCACCAGAGACCCCACGCGGGGCAGGAGACCCCCUCGCCGCCCUGCUAGGCCCGGCAGGUCCCCCUGGUCCCCGCCCACCAGAGACCCCACGCGGGGCAGGAGACCCCCUCGCCGCCCUGCUAGAGCCAGCCAGAGUGAGGGGUGCUCUCCCCUAUUCCCUCGCACCUCUCCCAAGUAUCCGGCCACCCCAUCCCUGCUAGCAGCUGAUCAGACCCCUCCUCUGGCUCUGCCAAGCCCAGGCAGCCCAGAUCCGUUCCUCCUCAUGGCUGGGCCCGGAACCUGGCACCUCCCUCUGAUUCCCCAGCCAUGGGAAACACAGGGGCUGCAUCCUGCCCGGCUGAAGUCGUGUCCUGGGAGGCGCUGCCCUCUCCCUUUGGUGCUCCCCAGGGAGCUGGGUGCUGGGGUGGCUCGCAUGUAAUGGGCUGUGCCGGGGCUUGGCUGGCAGGACGGAGAGCCAGUCCCACUCGCUCUCAUUUCUCCGUGUCUCCCCAAGGAGCGUGGCACUGUGCACCCUGUCAGUGGUACCCCGGAGCCCUUGUCAGGAGCUCCCUGCCGCCUGGGGGACUUGGCAAGUGCUGUCACCCCCUUCCCGGCUGUAUUUAACAAGCUGUAUUUAUGAUGAGGCAUUCCAUUCUAGCUCAAUGGAUAAAAGGCCGAUGACAUCGUCCUGCGAUGGCCGAGGCCACCCGACCGGGCCAGGAGUCUAGCCAGGUCUCUCCUGCCCAUCCCUUUGCCUCAUUUCUCCUCUUCCCCCUCCCCAGAGAGUUCAGUGCUGGAUGGACCCUGCAAGUGAUCAAUAAACCAUGUAGAAAAGACCAGGAGUCGCUGCGUCGGGAAGCUCCAGGGUUUCUGUCGGCUGAGGGUGAGAGUCACGGACCGAAAGUGAGAGGCUGAGAGGGGUGUGUUUGGGGGGACCAUGAGUCCCUGAUCCCUGCAAUGUGGGGAGGUAGGGGCAGGCAGGGAGUGUGGGAGGACGGAGGUACAGGGCUAGGGCCCGCAGGGUUUGUUUCUCAGACCCGGAUGUCGAGGCUGUGAAUGCUUUGCAUUGGGGAGGGAUGGGAGGCACCUGAUGAGUGUCCGAUGGAAUUGUACUGAUGCCAGAGGGAUGAAACAGGUGCCCCCAGGAUGGGAGGGGGCGUCUCCUGAUUGCUGGGACCCUGAGCAGGGCUGAGGUGUCGUCCCCUCCCCAACUGGACCUGUAGCCAGGCCAAGCCUGUCACUGAUGGGAGGGGAAGAAGAGGGGCCCAGCAGCCCCAGCUGGUCCCUUCCGCCCUGGCAGGGAUGGCAGAGACAGUCUGUCACCCCCACAAGCAGAGCUGGAAACUCCGGGGGGAUCAAAGCCUCUGCCAGGAUUGGAAAAGAUGACACCGUCUGUGUUGCUGGUGGAUGAGGGGUUAAUGCAGCAGUGCCCAGUGGCUGCAGCAUGUGGGGCUAGCAGUGCCUGAUAUGGGGCUAGCAGUGCCGGAUUGCAAAGGCUGGGGAGAGGCCCAGGACCGGCAGAGGGGUCAGCUCUGGUUCGGUGGCAUUCACAGGCAAAAGUCUGGAAAUGGCAGAAGAUAGUGACAUGGCUCAGACCAGUGCGGUGUGGGGCUGUGGCCUGAAACGCCCGGCAAGGCGAGCCGCUGGGGAAGGCUGCGUGAGGAGUGAAGGCGCGUCUGUCUUCCAGGUCACGGGCCUACGGGCAAGGCCUUUAGAUGCAGAGGGUCACAGGCAAAGCACAUGUAUAUGGAGACUGAUGGAGUCCAAGGCCAGACGGGACCACUGUGAUCAUCCGGCUGACCCCCUGGAUAGCACAGGCCAGAGACCGGCCCUACGAUCAAUAAUGGGGCAGAUCUCGGAGAAAACCAGCCAGCUGUGAUUUAAACAUGGUCAGGGGUGGAGAGUCGACCCCAGCCAUCGGUAAAUUGUUCCAAUGGUUAGUUACCCUCACUGGUAAAAAUGUACACCUCGCUCCCGGUCUGACCGUCUCCAGAUAGGAAGCGCACCUUGCCGAAAAAGAAGAAACUGUCCUCUUAGUAUUGAAAUCACAGAGAAACCAGCAACAUUUCCAUUGGAGCGCACAGAAAUGGGACGGAGGCUAGUGCGGAGUGUAAGACGUUACCACGUUAGAUGUCUCUGUAGUCCAAACACACGCCACAAUUCAAGUCAGCGUGCAAGUUUUCUCGUCUAUGUCCCACAUCUAAAACAGAAGUGAGGUUUGGCAGUUAGAGGGUAGCUUUGCUCUCUCACCGAUAGUGUCACGUUACAAGGGAGAGAUCUGAGACUGUCUCUCUCUGGCAAUUCUCACUCACCCUGCGGAGACCAGAUGGCUGCAGGAGGGAGUAAGAAACCGGGCAGAGCAGAACAAGUGAUGUAACGAAGUUGCUAGUUCUCAGUAGCACUUCAAGUUAGGAGCUGAGUUUAAAUAAGACAACGCAGAACUGAACCAUUAAACAAGGAAUUGUUACAGAGCUCUCCCAACAGGCAGGGCAGCUCCCGAUGGCGGAAAAUACCCAGCAAGACAAUUGUGAGCUUGCGGUUAGUUCUUUAAGCAACAGCAAAAUAGCUGCAGUAAUUUGGUCCCUGUUAGAUCAGCCUAUCCCACCAAACAUGCAAAUGUUAUUUCUGUGCAAUUACAGAGCUCUCCCGGUGAGAAACAAACACAGGGAUUUAGCCACCAGCACUUCGUUGCAGGGCGUUCCAUUUAACCCUGUAACUCCAUCCAGAUUCUUAGGAGAAGAUUUCAAUGCUUAAGGCUAUUUCAGGGCUCUAUCCCCCCCACGUUUAGAGUGAUUUUGCUUGGCAUUUCUUUGGAACCAGGAUAUUUUACUGGUAUCUGUGGACGUUGUUAAGUUUAAGAAUUUCAAUGCAAAGAUCCAAGACAUUGCUGGGACACAAAUCUGAACUAGGAGGGAGAUCAGGGUUCUGGAAGAUGUGUGCUUUACAGGGCCAAAGUCUGGCUUCCUUCAAAGCACAGAAAUUCCCUGUGGAACCGUCGCAGUGAGCACGGCCUGUUCAAUCGUCCCAUCCUUUGGUGCAAAGGGGGAUGGUUCUCUCCCCUUCCUUUUGGUGUCCGGAGUCUCCUGGCGUGAUGGUGGGGAUGGGGAUUUAUUAUUGUAUUUUUACGUAGCUAGGUUUGGCUUGUCAGACAAGCACUUUCUUUCCUCGGGUUUUGUGUAUUUGGGACUUCGGACCUCUAAGGUUCCAAAACCCAGGUUCUUGUCCAUAAAGGACUUUUAGUUAAAAGAGACUCCCUCUUGGGAGAGCAAAGUUCCUGACCUUUGCGUGCGUAGGAGGGCUCUUCGCCAGUCGGGAGCGAGAUGCCCGGGCUUUUCAGACCUCAGGGGCUUUAGAUGAAGGCUGCUCUCGGGGGAAGAGAGUCGGGUCUCUUCACGGACAGAUCCAACAAACUGGGAUUUUGCAACAUUUUUGUAUAUAGUUAUUUUCCUAUUCAGUUGUAUUGAGGGGCUAGCUCGGUUCCAAAAACUGAUCAAUUUAUUGUGUCAAUCAUCAGCCAUUGGGCAGGCCCGGAUUUUGGGGUAGAUUCAGUUGCAAAUUGUAAAUUUGUCCAACAGUGUCACUGCAUGUUUCUUACCCGUCCAGCUGGCCUGCUGGAUCCAGAAAUACCCACCUUUCCAGGGCGCCCAGCCUCCCUGGGAAUUCCUUAGUGGCUUCUUCAGCACUGUUGAUUCAAAUGUACACUGGCCGAGUCGUUUAAAUGUCGUUUGGCUCGACUUUCUGUUGUUACUUCCUGGGCCAUUUCAGCAUAGAAAGAAAGCUUCUGCUGUAACGUGGUAAUUAUUUUCUGGGAGUUUUGCUACAUUGCAGAGUUUCAUGGUUUGUUCUUUUUUCUGCUGGUUCUUAACUUUAAUUUGAGGAGAGUUCAUUCCAUCUUUCUCUUAUGAAUAAGAAGUUUUCCCCAAUUUGAUUCUAAUUUUAAACAACUUCUAGGUUUAUUAUCAAAACAAUCUCCUAAUUCCCAGUAACUAAAAUAUUCUGGCUAUCCCAGGCAUUAUCCUAAGUAACUUAAAACAUUAGUAAAAUAAGCAAAAAUUCUAUUUCUAACUCAUAAUAUGGUGUAAUAUCACAUGUAUAAUGAAAAUGCCAAUUCCUGUAUAGACCAUCUCUAGACCAGUAGUGUGUAAGAUACACUUCCACAGUAAUUCUCAUACUAAUACCAAAAACUGUUUCUAAGCUAAUAAAAAAAAACUAAUUACAAACCAAAAUUAUAACAAAUGUAGUUAUAUGUAUUGAGGCAAAUUGUAGGAUUUUGUUACAAAAAAAGAAUUGAGAGUUGUUACCUUGAGAAUUAAAUUCUAAUUUAAAUCUGGGAACCUUGGUGUGAACUUGGACAUUAAUUCACUCCUUGGCGUACAUCUCAAAGCGUUUACAUUACAAGAAGGGCACCGGGGUCAGGUUUAGUGUAGAGAUGAGAGAUCUCCCCAGCACGAAGGGAGUCUGGUGUAAUAGCUGUGACCUCAUCUCUCCUGGACAGUGGUGCCUCGUACGGCCGAGUCUUAGCUACUAGGAGUGUGUUUAACGCGACACAAGACUUACACUAUGGCCUUCGUUUGUAAAUUUCCAUGCAACUUUUCAGAGAACGAUGAACAUAGUUGGUUUAAAACGAAACCUGACGGGAGCCCGUGAUCAAAUUACAUCUUAUGCCCGAUUUGCUCGAUGCUUUAGCCCAGGAUCGUGACUUCUGCGUAGGAGCUGUCCAAGCACAAGGACAAGGGUGGGUGAGUAAAUGACUCUCUUGAAUACUGGAGUGUGGGGUGUCCGUUUGCCAUCUAGUCUCACUACUGUAUGCCGCCUUCAGACGGAAGUGAUUCAAUCCCUGGCUCCAGAGGGGGCUCUGGCUCAGGAAGGAGGAGGGGAAAGGCAGUAACACAGUCUUUACGACAGUGCAGGUUCAGGGAAAGGUGAUUCUGCCCUUUAGCGUGGUCUGGGCCUGGUUUCACGCCAGCUGGUCCAUUAGACCAUUGCUGUAGGGCUGCUAAUUAAAGGAAUAUCAACACUGGGUAUUCAGGGGUCAGAUUUAACCCUCUAGGCCUGACAAGGAGAAAAACCAGCUAUUGGCUGACUCUGGGGCAGGCGAGAGGAGCGGUUGGGGGGGGGGGGGGGGAGGGCUGGAACCCAGACACUGGUGGGCCAGGGGUGCCUGUGGGAAUCAAUGCACAGCCCCAAGGAGGAGGGCUGGGGGAUCCCUUACCGGGGGAUGGUGCUAUGGGAGCAGGGCAGGAGGUGGCCCGUGGGAAAGACUCCGCGGAGAGGCCAGGGGCUGCGGGGGCACAGACAGGGCUCCCUGGCUCAGAGGGGCCUGGGAACCCAGAGCUAGGGGGGAGUUGGGAACCCCAAGAGGGAAGGGUCUAGGCUGGAAGGGCUAAUGGAGUACUCAGCAGCGAAUGCCUUAUUGGGGGAACUGGCACAGGACUGAGAGCAAGGUGCCAGCAGGGCCGCACUGUGCCAGAGGCCCAUCUACCCCGGUAUCCCGUCUCUGCUUGUGGCCAAUGCCAGCUGCUCCAGGUGUAGGAUGCCCCCUUGUGGACAAUUGUGGAAUAACCUGUUUCUGGGGGUCAGUUUUUAAAAAAACCACUCGGGGUUGGAUGCUCUCCUUAGCCAUAGGAGCGUCCAGUCCUGCUAAGCUCUUUAUGUCAGCUGCAUCUUGUGGCAAUGAGUUCCACAGGCCAGUUGUGCACUGCAUUGAAACAACAGCCUUUCCCUGGUGUUUUAUGGCCUGCUCUCAGUGACUCUUGAUAACCUAGUGCAACUAUCCGGUGGUUCUGGGUUUGGGCAGCAAAUACACAGAACCGGAUCCCUGACUGAGCGACCCCGGUAACCCCUUGAGCUUCAUCCGUAAUGCGCCCUGGAGUUCUCUUGUUUGGCCCCCCGCCGACAGAUCCUUCACCCCGGGAUUAACUCCAUGGCUGAAUUGCUUCUGCCUGCCACCAGGAGUCAGUAAUGAGCCCAGGUCCAGGCAAGCCACUGAAAUGACUUUGUAGUGGUGUGUUUCUGGCACACGAACUUAGCACAAAGGCGGGUGGGGAAUAGGAUCAGGUCAUAACCUCAGGAGACUCAGGUUCUAUUCCCAGCCCUGCCACUGGGUGAAUGUGGACAAGGCAUUUGCCAUCUCUGUGCCUCAGUGUCCCCUGCCGCAGUUACUGUCCUGACUGUGUACAUUGCCAGCUCCUUGGGGUAGGGCCUGUCUGUCCAGCGCCUGGCACCGGGGCCCUGGGCCGGGAUUGGCUGGCAGGCACUAUUGUAAUGCACAGGAUGGAGGUUUCUGCAACGUUAUCUACAGACGUUGUCUACAGAACCUGUCUGCUAGUUACAGACGAGAGUCCGAAGCUUGUACCCUGAAAAUAAAGGCUUGUUUCAUCGCCAUG